AUGGUGAAGGAGACCCUGUAUUAUGAUGUGCUGGGGGUGAAGCCCAGUGCCUCUGCUGAGGAGCUGAAGAAGGCGUACCGUAAGCUGGCCUUAAAAUAUCACCCUGAUAAGAACCCCAAUGAGGGUGAGAAGUUCAAACAGAUUUCCCAAGCCUAUGAGAUACUGUCUGACCAGAAGAAGAGAGAUCUGUAUGAUAAAGGUGGUGAGAAGGCCAUCAAAGAGGGUGGCUCCGGUAGUAGUUUUGGGUCACCCAUGGACAUAUUUGACUUGUUCUUUGGAGGUGGUGGGAGGAUGCAAAGGGAGAGACGAGGCAAAAAUGUUAUUCAUCAGUUGUCGAUAACCUUAGAAGAUCUGUAUAACGGUGCAACAAGAAAGCUGGCUUUGCAAAAGAAUGUGAUCUGUGACAAAUGUGAAGGUCGUGGUGGUAGGAAGGGUGCAAUAGAAUGCUGUCCCAAUUGCAGAGGCACAGGCAUGCAAAUCAGAAUUCACCAGAUUGGUCCAGGAAUGGUGCAGCAGAUUCAAUCUGUAUGUAUUGAGUGUCAGGGGCAUGGGGAGCGUAUCAGCCCCAAGGACCAGUGCAAGAGCUGCACUGGCAGAAAAAUUGUUAGAGAGAAGACGAUUCUAGAAGUUCACAUUGACAAAG
Phaethon lepturus (White-tailed tropicbird) is the source of this 643-nucleotide messenger RNA. RefSeq names its product dnaJ homolog subfamily A member 1-like. The annotation marks the transcript as partial. Gene Ontology annotation, cellular component: cytosol; cytoplasm. The transcript has 4 exons. The record is from RefSeq and is a predicted model, not a curated record. Lineage: Eukaryota; Metazoa; Chordata; Aves; Phaethontiformes; Phaethontidae. Gene Ontology annotation, biological process: protein refolding. Gene Ontology annotation, molecular function: Hsp70 protein binding.